GUCUUCCUCCUCCCCACGCCCGACUAUUUAUCCGCCUCCCCCUCUCCCCGCUCCCCCCCACAAACAACUACCACCUCUCCCGUCGCCCCCCGCCGCCUUAGGGUUAGGGUUUCGCGUCGCGCGCGACUCCUUCGGUUCUCGCGGACUGCGGCGAUUCCGGGGUGCGAGUGAGGCCAUGGCGAUCGUCAGGAACAGCGGCGGCGGCGGUGGGGCAAGGGUCCCGAGGAUGGACGACGGCGGGGAAGAGGAGGAGGAGGAGGGAGGAGGCUCGAUGGAGGCCACGGAGGAUGAGGAGGAGCAGGGGUCGCCGGUGACGGUGUCCGAGGAGUCUGAGGCUGCUGGGUUCUCAGGCCAGGAGGAGAAUGGCGGUGAGGAGCAGGAGGAACUGGAGGAGGAGGAGGAGGAGGAUGACUCUGGGAUGGGGUCCGACGAGCUGGAGAUCACGCAGCUCGGGGAGCCUGGCGCGGAGCUGUGCCAGGUCGGGGACCAGAGCGUCGCUGUGCCGCUGGAGCUCUACGACCUUGCCGGCGGCCUCGGCGGCGUGCUCUCGCUGGAUGCGUGGAACGGCCUCCUCUCCGAGGAGGACCGUGUCCGCCUUGCCGCCUUCCUGCCCGACAUGGACCAGGAGACCUUUGCCCGCAUGCUCGUCGAGCUCCUCGCGGGGGAGAACUUCCACUUCGGGAGCCCCCUGGCCGCGCUCUUCGACAGGCUCAAAGGUGGGCUGUGCGACCCGAGGAUCGUCUUGUACAGGCGUGGCGCCCGCUUUGCUGAGCGACGGAAGCAUUACUACCGCCUGCAGAGCUACCACAAUUCGAUGGUCAGGGGGCUGUGGGAGAUCAAGGACUGCUGGAAGAGCUGCGGCGGGUACAGCCUUGAUGAGAGGCUGAGGGCGCUGGAUUCGUUGAAGGCACGGCGGGAACAGAAAGAUCGGGGUUUGAAUCACAGGGCUGGGUCAGAGACUGACUCAGAGAGCAGGGAGUCUGCGGAGCAGUUAUUGACAAGGCUGAAGCCAGAUAAGAUGGGGCUGAAGAAGUCUGGGAAGCUAGGAAAGGAAAGGUCGAAGGGGUUGCUGCGGUUGGGUGGGUCAAAGGGUUUGGAUGAUGAGUACAUUGGAGGGGCUGGCCGUGAUGCUGCAGUGGCUCUCUCCGAGCUUUCUCGUCAAGAUAAUGCUUAUGGGUAUGAUUCGGGAGUGGUCUCUAGAGGGACUCUGCGCAUGAGGGGCCGUGAUUCCGAGGACAUGGGGCAUGACAGGGAUUUGCCUAGGAUCCGGCCGCAGAGGCCUCUGUUGAAGCCAGGAAAGAAAAAGGAAUUUGUUGCGGGCUAUGAUAGCAAUCCUUAUGGAAACAACUACCGUGAUAACCAGACUGGUUCUCCUUACUACCAUGGCAGGAAUGCCAAUGCUAACCAGGGUGUCACCUUAGCGGCAUCGUUUGAGCCUCCAUACGCUGAGACUGCCAGGAAUGCGAAGUACUCAGAGAGAGAUUGGGUCUAUGGUGGAAAAGGUGCCCAGAGUAAAGCUCUCAAAAGGGAAGAGAUGGAUUGGCCAACUGGUAGCCAUGUUGAUAAUUUAAAUGACUGGCAGGGAGGGCAGUCUACAGGUGAUUACAGGAGCAGGAAAGCUCAAGGUGGUCAUGGUCUGAAGGUCAAAUCCUACAAAAGUAUCGAGCAACAGUUUAAUGGUGCACAGUUUAGGUCCGAUUCUAGAGGCAAGAUAUCACAGGGGAAGAGUAAAGGUAAACCAUGUAGUCCGUAUGACCGGGUUGGCCAUAAGGAUUCCAGGAGCAAAGCUGUCUAUGCUCGAAGCGAGGAGACAGAAUCUGAUUCAUCAGAACAGUUUGAAGAUGGUGUGGACAUGAACCUUGUCGAACAACAGCCAGAACUUCACCAUUCUGAGUUUCAAAGACCUGCAUCUGGUUCCAAAAAGUCAAGUAAACUUGGCAAAGCAGUCAAAAUAAAUUAUCCUGCUGCUACUGCAGAUUUUGAACCCUAUCAGAAUCAGAGCAAAGGGGUGCACAGAGGAAAGGUUGCAGACCCUGAUUAUUUACGCGAUGUGCACGUGGAGGUGGCAGAACAGAUUAGUGAAGUGAUGAGACCUCCAGCAGCAAGGAGUGAAAGAAAGCGCAAAGGAAUGACAAAUCUGGAUAUGCGCGGUCAUGGCACCUCUGAGUUGCAUGAUCGCAAUGAAAAACCGGAUGAAUUAUUCAGGUCACCAGAAAGUGACAGGCUGGUCAGUAGAACAGGUUAUGCAGUCCAAGAUACAAUUGGUGAUUUUGAUGGAUCUGAAAGAGUGACGUCAAAGCUAGUAAAUUGCAGCUCUGGGUCCAAAAAGCAAAAAGGAAGAGUUGAAGUUACAAGCCUGGAUGAGCCUGGUGAGUAUGCGCCAUCUGGUCCAAACGUCGCGGAGAACAGCAGUAGCUUGAAGAAGAAAGGCAAAAGGAAGCCAGAUAUCAUUACAGAUGCAGCUACUGUAGAAGAACCAGCUCCUGUCGUACCAGAAAUUAAUGUGGUUGUAGUAGAGCCUGAGAAACCUAAGAAGAAGUAUGUACCAAUCACGCCAACUAUCCAUACUGGCUUUUCUUUCUCCAUUGUACAUCUUCUAACUGCCGUUAAGAAGGCUAUGGUCACUCCUACCGAGGAUACUCCAGUGGCAGCUAUGGUCACUCCUACUGAGGAUACUCCAGCGGCAGAGAAGCAGCCUGAUGGGGAGGAAAGCAGAAAAUGGUCCAACAAUGAGGAACCUAGCAAAACUCCUCAAGAGCCAAGUGCAACAGAGCAAGCACAACAGGGUAAUGAGGCUGGAGAUACCAGUGCUGCAGAGCAGACUGCGCCGAGCAAUGUACCGGCACUAACUGUUCAAGAGCUUGUUAAUCGGAUUAGAUCAAAUCCUGGAGAUCCUAACAUACUUGAAACACAGGAGCCCCUCCAGGAUUUGGUUCGUGGAGUGCUGAAGAUACUUUCAUCUAGAACAGCUCCUCUAGGUGCAAAGGGCUGGAAAUCACUAGUUUCCUAUGACAAGUCAAACAAAAGCUGGUUCUGGGUUGGUCCACUACCUUCUGGUUCUUCAUAUAGCGAUCCUAACGAAGAAACUUCUGCUGAAGCAUGGGGUAUACCACAUAAGAUGCUUGUGAAGUUGGUUGAUGCAUUUGCUAAUUGGCUGAAAAGUGGUCAGGAAACCCUUAAGCAGAUAGGAUCCCUUCCACCACCUCCACCACCAAAUCCUGCAAACUUGGAUUUGAAGGAAAGAUUCAAGGACCUUAGAGCCCAGAAAAGUUUGAACACAAUAAGCCCAAGCUCUGAGGAAGCAAAAGCGUAUUUUCAGCGUGAGGAAUUUUUGAGAUACUCGAUUCCUGAUAGAGCAUUUUGCUAUACUGCUGCUGAUGGGGAGAAAUCUAUAGUUGCUCCCUUGAGAAGGGGAGGUGGAAAGCCUACAGCAAAAGCUAGGGGACAUCCCAUGCUCUUACCUGAUCGCCCUCCUCAUGUCACUAUUCUCUGUCUUGUAAGAGAUGCUGCUUCUAGGUUGCCUGGAAGAACUGGUACAAGAGCUGAUGUUUGCACACUUCUCAAAGAUUCACAGUACCUCAAUCAUGAAGAAUCGAAUAAAGAGGCUGCUGUUAAUCAAGUUGUCAGCGGUGCACUUGAUCGCUUGCAUUAUGAGCGUGAUCCUUGUGUACUGUAUGAUAAUGACAAAAAAUUGUGGACCUAUCUGCACAGGGGUAGAGAGGAGGAAGAUUUUGAGGAUGAUGGCACCUCAUCUACGAAAAAAUGGAAGAGACCACGGAAAGAUUCCUCUGAUCCUGCAGAGCCUGGUGCGGGGAACGAUGAUCUAGAGGAUGAUGGCACCCCUAGUGCGAAAAAACAAAAGAGUGAGUUAGAUCCGGCAGCAUCAGGAGAAGAUAAGGAUGGUGGGGAUCAUGCAAAUCAGGAUCCAUCUAACGGUGGUUUAGAAGGUGACCCUGAUCUUGAUGUUAUUCCAUCAACAAAUGACAAAGAAGCACCUGAGCUUGAUGCAAGGCCUGAUGUUGGUAGCUCCAGACCUUCAGUAGGUGCAACCGCAGGCAGCAUGGCUGAUGGCAAUUCAGCAAGAGCCACAGAACAGAAUAACAAUAUGUCGCUCCCUGAGGAUUCCACCAGCAAGGAUUUUCAGGAAGGCUUAGACAGAGAGGGGUCAAAAGCAUUCAUGGAUGAGACCUUGCAAUAAAUAGUGCUUAGCAGGACAUAUAUUUGAGCAUCAGCAUAGGAAUAUGAGCGGCAGCCAGUUAUGACGUCUGAGUCAGGCCUUCGCCUCGACUAUAUUUUGCAGUACAAGUAGUUCUUUUUCCUGGCCUUGUACAUUCUUGUCAAGAAACAGGCAUCAUAGUUUUUUUUAUCCCUAGUGGCCUUGUGCAGUACUGAUGCAGAUGUAGUUCUCAUAUAAAAUUCUUAGAUCAAUGUUUAUGUAACUACCUUUUCGUUCCUUCCAUAUUUGGUACCAGCCUGCAUGCUCCAGUCCAACAGUUGAGGGUGUCUCUAAACAGAGAUUUGUCAUCAGACACUGAACAGAGAUUUGGUUAUCAGAUCAUUAUACUUCUAUUCCUUCAAGGAAAAUCCUAAUUUUCUUAA
Brachypodium distachyon (stiff brome) is the source of this 4599-nucleotide messenger RNA. RefSeq lists its product as uncharacterized. The transcript is spliced from 3 exons. The record is from RefSeq and is a predicted model, not a curated record. Lineage: Eukaryota; Viridiplantae; Streptophyta; Magnoliopsida; Poales; Poaceae. The coding region runs from base 176 to 4198 and encodes 1340 amino acids. Gene Ontology annotation, cellular component: Ino80 complex.